AUGAGCAUACAAGAGCUGCUUGUCGUCGGUGGACCUCCAUCUCCCGCACCUUCGACCGUCUCAUCUUUGGCCACUCAACAACUCGCGACAACGUCGCCUGUGCGUAAUGCAGCAAUGUUGGGUGACAUGCUCUACACUAUCGCAUUCACAAUCCUCUGGCUGUUUGGAUAUGCAAGGAACCUAGUUUCCUAUAUCGUCUCUCUCGGGAUUAUUCCUUUGCAAACGGCGCGUCAGCUGUUCGGCAUCUACCAGCCUAAACCCGUCAAUCUACGGGUCGUCGAGCGUGGCCCGCGCACCCGUGGACGUACAACACGCAAUCAACUCGACUCCAACGGCAACAGGAGUGCGUACUCAGACGUAGAGGGCCCACAACGACGUACGCACUAUUCGUGGAUCUCCCAUAACCGAAAGUCCAAAAAUACGUCAAUUGCGUCGACGUCAACUACUUCUUCUUCUGAUGUGGCAAACACGCGUACACAUUCGGUCCCAUCGACACCGCGGCAGAGACCGACUUUGCUGGGUGAUGUCGAUCAGGCGCUCGGAGGAGAUACGGUGGUGGCUGCGUCAGCUGCUGCGGAGGUGGAAGGAAGAAGGGCAAGAAUGAGGAAUCAUGUGGAUCAUUCGAAGAGACGAAUCUUGUUUGUGGAUCACAAGGUAGCGAGAAGGCAAACUGCGCCGCCUGCGUCUCUUGUCACCCAGGACUCGCCUGUAGAGCGCUUGGUCAUUAGCGACUCGCCUCAGUUGAGACUCGAGGACCUUCCUUCUCCUGUGAUGGAGAUGCAGGAGCCCUCUCCGGCGCAUUCCAUGACCGAGUUUGGCGAGUUUGUCUCUGCACCAGCGGCUGCGCCGGCAAUGUCGGCAGUGCAAACUACAGAGCCUUCCAUCCCUCCUGUUGCAGAUCCGUCUGGUGCUGGAUCCGGCGCAGAGUCGAUCAGUGAUAAAAAAGAACGGCGCCCACGAAGUGGAUUUAGGCUGUUCGGUCGCAAGCGAAGCAGCUCUAUGACCAGCCAGUCUGCACGACUUUCAGAUGCGGAAGCCUCGAUGCCAUGUCCCACUCGUCUGCGCCGAAAGUCGCCGUACCCCGCCAAGGCUGUCACCAGUAAGCCAAUGGCGGUGAGCAUGUCGGACGCAGACGCUACGACAUCGACGCGUUGGUUACUUUCAAGACCAAAACGGCUGACGAAAAAGGCGAGGUCAAACUCGUCGACGCGUACACAAGAGCCUGAAGAGUUGACAAUUGGGCCUUUGGCCAUGGAUAAUGGCAACCAAUCCCCCCCACAUGCACGCAUAUCCUCUUCCCCCAUAAACACUCCUACUACACCCUCUCGUGCUAGCGCACUACUCCGCUCCUCUACUCUCAACUCAACAACUCAAACAACGACACCAACGAGGACUCGCUUCAAUCCGCUACGAGAUUUGGAAGCUCACCUGUACAACCGACAUGGCCUUGGGACUGGUCCCAGUACGCGUGAUGGGUAUCGAGCGACGCCAGUGCCGAAGACGGGUAUCCCUCGUACUCGACCAUACGAGCUUCCUGGAAUUGAGCGACCUGUUCCGUCAAAGCGCAAUUCUGUUGGGACGCCGACCUCUGGGUCGAGACGCGACUCGGUGCAAUCGACAAAGGCGUCAGAUUGCUCCUCCGGGAGGCACGGUCUCUAUUCCUCGACCUACAACGCCAACCAGAGCGCAGACGCAGCCUCUGUGAAUUUCGUCAAGCAUUUAUCUUAUUCGGUUAACUUUCUACCCAUGUAUGACUAUAUCCAAUGGGCCCUCGACGCUCAGAUCACUACUUGCUACGACACACCACUAGUUCCUCACCUUUUACUCCAUAUUUUCUUCCUACAUCUCGCUAUUACAGGACAUCUACUCUCGCUUGGACAUUUGGUUAUCGGUGCCCUAGAGGCGUCGCCGCUUGCAUACCUCUAG
Messenger RNA from Serendipita indica DSM 11827, 1926 nucleotides. The record is from the annotation of a GenBank genome assembly. NCBI's taxonomy places the organism in Eukaryota, Fungi, Basidiomycota, Agaricomycetes, Sebacinales, Serendipitaceae.